AUGAAAGAAGUCCGCUAUUUUCUGUCAUACCCAGAAGCCGAAGCUAGCCAAAAGAUUCUAAUGGAAUUGGCAAAUGAUGUGGUAGCUAAAAACUUGGUCAUUUUGUGUAGAUACGCGUACAGUGCAACCGCUCAUCCAAAAGUCGCCUGGUUGAUACCUAAAAUCAGCAAAACUGGCGUUCCGGUAAGUUUUUUGGUUUCUUCAAGUUAAGUUUAUAAUUUUCCGGUCUUUAUGCUUUUUGAGAUUAACAUGAGGUUUUGAGUAUUUAAAAAUGACUUUUUUAAAUUUUUUUGAUUUUUAGGUGUUUAUUCACUACAUCCUGCCUUUUGGCGAUGAAUGCCGGAACUUGUAAGUUCCUCAAUUGGAAGACAAUUUCGAACCUCUGUCUAGUCGGAUCGCUUCAAUUUGCACAAAUUGAACUUUCAAUCCGAAUUUUUAUUCACAAUCGGUCUUCUUUUUCGUUCCACCGCCGACCGGUCGCUUUCUCGUUCAUCGUCUCGUUUUGGGCCGCAGCUUGGCUAUCGUAGUUCGUAACAUAUUCGGUAUGUUUAGUCUUGAUUUGAGUAAAUCUUUUGUGUAUCUGAUUUUAUUGUUUUAUUAGGUUGAACGUUGUAUUUCAGUCGUAGUCUUGAGUUACGCCAUUAGUACACUUUGAUCAAACCUUGGCCAGACUAAUCUUUCUACACUCUGUCUGGUAUUUUUUGUUGAUUUUGAAUAUAAAAAGCAUAGAAAAACGCCAUUUUUGAAGAAAAAACAGAAUUUUUUGGUGAAAAAACGGCCAAAUUUUGGGCUUUUUAUGCGUUUUUUGCCAUUUUCUAUGUUUAUAUGGGCAAAGUUUGAUAUGAAAAGUAUAGAAAACGCUUUACAGGUUAGCAACAAGACGCUAUGGACGGUUUUGUGGACAAUAUGAUGCCAAAAUCGACCGAUUCCGAGCUCAAAACCCUACCAGAAAAGUGCGAACUAAAGAAUAAAGCCCUGGAUCCGGACAUGCCAUUGCCAGGAACAGUGGAUUUGAAAAAUUCGAUUCGUAAUUUGGAGGGAUCAGAGGUUGAAACGGAAGACGUUGUGGAUAACAUUAUGAACUUGCCGGGCGUGCCAGCCGCGGCUGCCUCGUCGGCUUCGGCUGACAAGGUGGCUGCCGGUGACGAGUCAGUCGAUAAGACGGCUUCGGCUGACAUGUCAGGCGCGGUUGGUGCGACGGCUUCGGCCGACGCAUCGUCCGCGUCUGGCGCGCCCGUCAGUGCUGGCCAGAACUACCCUUCGCCGAUGCCAUCAGUUUGCUGGAAUAAUUAUGGCUGCAUUGGUAAGAUAUUUAACACUCUUAUGAGUUUAGGUAGAGGUGAGAUUUUUUUGUAUAACGGGCUUGACUGACUGCUCAUUUUUAGUUUUGGGCGGCAAUGCUAACAUCACAAUCGAAAACAAUUACCAGGUAAGAACAUUUUAAAAUUCAUAAAACAAUAAAUAGGUCUUUAUAAUAAUUGUAUACAACUUUAUAUCCAAAUGAAUUCUAUUUCAAUAAUAACUUAUUAGUCUCCAAUUCUAUUUUAAUACUAACUUAUUAACCACAUCGUUUUUAGUACCCGAAUCCCUACCAACCGACUUUGACUGACCACAGUAACUCAAGUUCACAAUUCACAACGUCGUCAAUCAAUUUACAUGAGGAUGUUGAAUCAACUGUGACUUUAAAACAGUUGUCACUACUGACUAGAGUUACUUAUGUUAUUGUAAAAAUAACCUCGAUAUUAUUAUCUCCUCUUCUAUGGCCACUUUUGUUAAAGGUAAGGGAACGUUUUUUGGGCCAUAUAUAUUAGUAAGGUUACGGUAAAGCUAGAGUAGGAUAAAAAAAAGAAUGGCUUGAGAUUUGAUGAGGUUGCUUUAAAGCUAGGUAGGGUUAGUAUAACAUAAAGCUGGAAUAAGGUUUUUGAAGAGCCAGUUAAGGCUAAGGUGUGGCAUUACUUAGUCAAAGCUGAGGCCGGUGAAAGGUCAGGGCAAGGCUAAAGCUAGUUGAGAUCAUAGUACUAAAACAUUUGAUUUUAGACGUAAUUUUUUAAAUUUAGGUUAUAAAGCCAAAUCACAAGGGAGUGCUAUACAGCAAGAACAAUAUCACAUUACUUCAACCUGGAGUUCAUUUCGUACUGCCUUUUGUUGAGAGUUUAGUAGUGCUUAAUGUAAGGCAUCAAAUUGACAAUGUACAGGUAAGAUUUAUAUCGCGUUUCAAGUGGCAAAUCACGAUUUUUAUUAUUAUCCUUGGGAUGGGGCCUUUGUUUAGACUUAAAUUACCCGCCCAGCAAUAAUUUUUUUUUAACUAUCUUUUUUCAGGUAUACACGUCAGACCUGUACCAGCUGUCUUUAUCCUUCAAAUAUGAUCAACAGAUAGUCAAUUUUCAAAGAUAUCCAUUCAAAGACGCUGAAGAUCACAUUAUUUCACUGAUCAGAGCCUGUAUAUCAGAAGAAACCUGCCAGAACACGAUCAAGAACCUGGUAAUCAUUGAAAAGAAGGUGAAUAAGAUGAUAAAACAAGCAGAUUCAGUCUCUGGAGUUAGAGUUUCAAACUUUGUUGUCAUAAGAAUUGAUGUAAUUGAGCUUUUAAACCUGAAUGUCAAUGAUUUUUAA
Messenger RNA from Bursaphelenchus okinawaensis, 2613 nucleotides. Lineage: Eukaryota; Metazoa; Nematoda; Chromadorea; Rhabditida; Aphelenchoididae. The record is from the annotation of a GenBank genome assembly.